Nicotiana tabacum (common tobacco) is the source of this 1482-nucleotide messenger RNA. The record is from RefSeq and is a predicted model, not a curated record. NCBI's taxonomy places the organism in Eukaryota, Viridiplantae, Streptophyta, Magnoliopsida, Solanales, Solanaceae.
AAUUAGCUCAUGAUAAAAGGCAACUCUCUCUCUCUCCCCCCCAUUAUCAUUGCUUCCAAGCAACAAUUCCAUGAAUUCUCCCCAUUGAAUUGAAUCCAACAAACAAAUUUAGGGUUUCUUUUUUUGCUCUUAUCGCUCUCAGAUCUAUCCCUAUACAAUUCAAUUAUUCAGAUCGCCAGAUUCACUUUCUUAAUCUUUAUCAGGACAAAUUUGAAGCGGUGCAUUUUAAUUCAAGUUAUCGCAUUUAUCGAUUCGAAACGAAGUCCUUUUGUUUCACGUGUUAAGCACGUAAAUGUGCUGCUUCGAUUUCGACUUUUCACCUCCCUUGUAUAAUAACAGAUUGUGAAAUUGGCGCCGCAACGCAGAUCGCAGCGCCACGUGGGUGGCCAGAUGCAGCAGAGCAACGGGGCGGCUACUGCUGGUCUGUAUGAUCAGCAGCAGGGCAAUGCCAGCCCCGCUGCUGAUGCGGGAGAUGCUGUCAUGGCACGGUGGCUUCAGUCUGCCGGCUUGCAGCAUCUGGCCUCUCCAAUGGCAGCUUCUACCGGUGUGGAUCACCGACUCCUAAUUAUGCAGGGAUAUGGAGCUCAGUCUAUGGAAGAGAAACAGAGGCUUUUCAAAUUAAUGAGAAACCUCAACUUUAAUGGCGAAUCUGCAUCCGAGCCAUAUACUCCUACUGCUGAAAGUUCGGGAGGGAUCGGAGCAUCAGAUGGUUUCUACUCUCCUGAAUUCAGAGGAGACUUUGGUGCUGGGCUUCUGGAUCUGCAUUCUAUGGAUGACACAGAGCUCUUAUCUGAGCAUGUAAAUUCAGAACCAUUUGAGCCGUCACCUUUCAUGCCUGCGGCGAAUGGAGCAUUUGAUAGCAACUUUGAUGCCCCGACCCAUAGGCAACAAAAAGCACAACCAGAAGCUGAUAUUGCAGAUGGAUUGCCCAUAAUUGAAAAGGAAAGCAACGCAAGAGAAAACAAUGUGGCAAAGAUUAAAGUAGUGGUGCGGAAAAGACCUCUAAACAAGAAAGAAAUUUCUCGGAAGGAGGACGACAUCGUCACUGUAACAGACAAUGCUUGUCUCACUGUCCAUGAACCCAAACUAAAGGUGGAUUUGACUGCCUAUGUUGAGAAGCAUGAGUUCUGUUUUGAUGCUAUUCUAGAUGAGCACAUAACAAAUGAUGAGGUUUAUCGUGCCACCGUGGAACCAAUUAUUCCUACCAUCUUUCAGCGCACAAAAGCAACAUGUUUUGCUUAUGGCCAGACAGGUAGUGGUAAGACAUACACGAUGCAACCAUUGCCUCUCAGAGCUGCAGAUGAUCUUGUCAGAUUGUUGUAUCAGCCAAUUUAUCGUAAUCAGAAGUUCAAGUUGUGGCUCAGCUUUUUUGAGAUAUAUGGUGGGAAACUGUUCGAUCUUCUCAGCGAUAGAAAGUUAGUAUCCUUACCUGCAUUGAAAAUCUCUCUCUCCUUUGAAUGUCAAUAGAGUUUUAAGUGCGCU